CUCCCGCGUUAGCAUGAGAACCACACCGCUGCGUGGUGCCGCCUGCGUCCGGCUGUUCUGCGCCAACUGCGGCAAGGAGCAGAAGUGGGAUGUGGAGGGCGAGCGCGCCAAGCCCCUGCCGGACCCCUCGGCGCCUGACGGCCUGAAGCGCACCAAGGACGGCGGCCGCCUCUACUACGACGCCAAGAACAGCACUUGCCAGUUCUGCGGCAACAUGGCCAUGUGCAACCCGCUCAGCGCCGUCUGCAUCUACUGCGACUGCGUCAUGGAGGGAUUCCGGCCCACGUACUGGAAGUGCACCAACGCGGAAGGCAAGGCCCGACGCCGGGUGCUCUCGGGCCCUAGCACCGCCGCCUCCUCCUCUACAGCGCCCGCGCGGCAGGGGAGUUCUGGCUCGAGCGCCAC
Astrephomene gubernaculifera is the source of this 405-nucleotide messenger RNA. Lineage: Eukaryota; Viridiplantae; Chlorophyta; Chlorophyceae; Chlamydomonadales; Astrephomenaceae. The record is from the annotation of a GenBank genome assembly.